Messenger RNA from Actinia tenebrosa (Australian red waratah sea anemone), 1909 nucleotides. RefSeq names its product BRISC complex subunit Abraxas 2. Gene Ontology annotation, cellular component: nucleus. Gene Ontology annotation, molecular function: polyubiquitin modification-dependent protein binding. Lineage: Eukaryota; Metazoa; Cnidaria; Anthozoa; Actiniaria; Actiniidae. The record is from RefSeq and is a predicted model, not a curated record.
GUUCCAUGUUGAUCCAAGAUGGAGGUUCGAGUGUCUGGUCCUGUUUUGUCUUCUUUAUUCCUAGAACUGGCAAAUGGCAAAGGAGACUUGGAAGGGUUCCUGUUGGGGGACACUAGCGGAAGAACUGUCAACACAAUCAGUGAUUCUUCUUCUCAGCAUUUGAGUUUUGAACGAAUCGCAACCAUUCAAGGAUUUAUCCCGCGAGAAAGAGCUUUCAGUUUUUACGACAGUGUGGGAAGUAUUGACAAGAAAAAGAUUGAAAUACUUCUUGGAAAAAAUAAGGAGAAUGUAAUUGGUUGGUAUAGAUAUAGAAGAAACACACAGUCUUUUGUUUCCAUGAGGGAAAGACAUGUUCAUCAUAAUCUCAUCAGGGAAAUCAAUUUUACACCAGCCAAGGAAUUCGUUUUUAUUAUUUUUACUGCAUCCACAUCAGCUGGGAUGUCUGUUCACUCCUUUGACUAUAACAUUGUUUCGUCUAGUCAUGUAAUGGGCACUUUUACAAACCAUGAGAUGAAAGUAGUUAAUUUGGGUGACACAUGCCACUCUGAGUACAGGUUACAGCCAGAAACAAUAAGAACCCCAUCAAAAGUAUUUACAGACGUUAUAAAUAUAUACAGAGAAGACUUUAUUGACAAGGAUGGAUGCUUACAACAACCAUUAGCUACACAUUCAAUGUGUAUUUCUUUAAUGACCAAAAUGAAGGAGCUUCUAACAGAAGUUAACAAUAGUGAAUCCACUGUUGGUGUAAUGACAGAACAGGUUCAAAUGUUGAGGGAGAAUUUGGAACAAAAGAAAAGAGAAAUAUGCAUAAAACUGGAGCAAAAAAGGCUGCUUGAGCAACAUGAAGUACAAACAGCUGAUCUGAUUCAAAUUACACAAGAUAGUACCAAAAAAACAGAAAAACAAAUGUCGAAAUCAAAGCAGAAGCAUGCUGGAAGGUCUGGUGCUAGCAAAACACAUAGUCAUUCACACAGAAGAGAGGUAGAACACAUGGACACUUCAACAAGUAAUAACUUAAUUGAUUUUAGUGAUGGAAUGAAUGUCAAUCGACCAUCACACAAGACUGCGCUAAACCAACGUCAGUCUCUUGGAAAUGACUACCAGAAUACCAGGAAAGAUGUUGCAGCUUCACUUGAUGUAGAUGAUGAUGAAACUCAGGACUAUAGCUUGCCUGAUGACAAAUGUAAUCAAGGAGUAUCUACACUAGGAGAGCAAGCAUUAUUAGAUUCUCCAACUUACUAAAAUCAGCAUCAUCUGCUAUUAAUGGUAUUUGUAAUUUUGUAGUUCCAUAAGAUGUCCAUACCUUGUUCAAGAAUAGGGGAACUUUUAAGUGGUGCAGCAGGUUUUUUUUCGGGGGGUGUAGUGCUUCCUCAUGUAUUUACAUGUACAUGGGUCAAAUCAACAACAAUUUCUUUGUAGCAAAGAUGGGUAUUUUCUAGAGAUACGCAAAAUACAUGAAAUGGUAGUAACUGUACCCUUAGAGUUGGUAGUAACUGUACCCUUAGAGUUGGUAGUAACUUACAGUGUGACUAUAUCAACCAAGGCCACCCAAACAAAUUUUAAAUCAAAUCCACAAUACAACUCACAUUUUUAACGCUGCAUAACAGAUGAAUUAGUGAAUUCUGGGUUUUAAACUGUUUCUCGUCCACUCCUUAUCAUACACACACUCGUAUAAAGUAAAACAUGAUUUUAAAGAGGGAAAUGCGAAAAUUUGUACAGAUUCUAUUGUUUAAAUACUCGAUCGUGAUUGGCUAAUUUGUAUGAAAAUUUGUCUUGGUGGCCUUGGUUGGUGUAGUCGCACUGUAAUACUUCAUAGAUGGAAAGGUUUUCACAAUUAUGUGAUAGAAGCCAUGUUGGAUGGUAGGAAGGAUUAGAAGCCAUUUAUUUUAAUAAAUGAUAUUCAAAUAUU